UGACAAUGGUCCUGGGCGCUCUUUAGCGAAUUCCGUCUUCCAGCCGGCGGCGCAUGCGCAGCCUGGGUUCCUGUGGGCUCUGCGCGUCUCUGUAGGUCGGCGUGGGGCGCAGGGGGCGCUGGGAAGAUGGCGGGGGCGUGCACGGCGGCCGUGGCCGCUCGGAUACCUUGUCUCAGCUUGGGCCGAGCGGCCGUCUCCUUCGGCUUCCGCCAUGGUGUCAGCGCGUUGUUUGCCCAGAAGCCCGAGCGGGCGCCACGGUGGCUCCCAGCUUGCAGACAAAAGACGUCCAUCUCUUUCCUUAGUCGACCGGACCUUCCAAACUUGGCUUAUAAGAGGCUAAAAGGCAAAAGUCCAGGAAUUAUCUUCAUCCCUGGCUAUAUUUCUAAUAUGAAUGGUACAAAAGCGUUGGCGAUUGAGGAUUUUUGUAAAUCUCUAGGUCACGCCUAUAUAAGGUUCGAUUACUCAGGAGUUGGAAAUUCAGAUGGUAACUUCCAAGAAUGCACAGUGGGAAGAUGGAGAAAAGAUGUUCUUUCUAUAAUUGAUGACGUAGCUGUAGGACCACAGAUACUAGUUGGAUCUAGCCUCGGUGGAUGGCUUAUGCUUCAUGCUGCAAUCGCUCGGCCACAGAAGGUUGUCGCCCUUAUUGGUGUAGCUACAGCUGUAGAUAGCCUAGUGACACAGUUUAAUCAGCUUCCUGUUGAGGUAAAAAAGGAAAUAGAGAUGAAAGGCGUGUGGAGCAUGCCAUCCAAGUACAGUGAGGAAGGGGUGUAUCACGUUCAGUACAGUUUCAUCAAGGAGGCUGAGCACCACUGCUUGCUGCACAGCCCCAUUCCUGUGAACUGCCCUAUCAGGUUGCUCCACGGCAUGAGGGACGACCUCAUCCCCUGGCACACGUCUGUGCAGGUUGCUGACCGAGUCAUCAGCACAGAUGUGGAUGUCAUCCUCCGAAAACACAGUGAUCACCGAAUGAAGGAAAAAGCAGACAUUCAGCUUCUUGUGUACACUAUUGAUGACUUAAUUGAUAAGCUUUCAACUGAAGUUAACUAGAAUCACAUUUUUAGUUGGUAUGUAGACUAAUGGACCCAGAAGAUUGCAAGAGGAUAACAAAUGAAAGACCCUGAUACUUAAAAAGUUUUUUCCUCUUAUCUCUGUUUUGUAAAUAUCACGUGAGUAUUUAUUUAAUGAUGUAUUUGCACAAGUGAUACAAAUUGUGAAGAAAGGACCAGCUGCUGUUUGGAAAAUUUUCUCCUUCCUUCGAUCUUUGAUGUUUUUUUUCAUUAAAAUAUUUCCUAUUUUUUUAUUCAGGAGAUGUUUACCUUCUAAUGCUUAUGUUAACCAUGCCAGCUCUUACUUAUGUUCUCUUCUACUUAGAAUUGUUAAUAAAGCUGGAAUUUUUUGCUUGAUAUCAUUGUA
Molecule: messenger RNA, 1413 nt
Organism: Diceros bicornis minor
Lineage: Eukaryota; Metazoa; Chordata; Mammalia; Perissodactyla; Rhinocerotidae
Gene: ABHD10
Product: abhydrolase domain containing 10, depalmitoylase
Exons: 5
Coding region: 127-1047 (306 amino acids)
Biological process (GO): protein depalmitoylation
Cellular component (GO): mitochondrion
Molecular function (GO): palmitoyl-(protein) hydrolase activity; hydrolase activity, hydrolyzing O-glycosyl compounds
Source: RefSeq, a predicted model, not a curated record